AUGAGUGACGAAGACGAACAACCAUUAAAUUCACAUGUCACAUCUCAAAAUGAAGUCGAUAAUCGUCGACGUCUAUCAGAAAUAAAAUCUGAACUUCAAGGAUUAAUGCGUCAAAAAAAAAAAUACGAUGAAGAAAAAUUAAAACAAGAUUCUGAAUUUUUACAAAAUGAAAUCAAUGCUUUACGUACUUCAAUUUCAGAAAUUAAUAAAGAAAUAAAUAAUCAAACGCAAACUAAAAAGAGAUUACAUGUUCAAAUGACAAAUCUUCGAUCACGUUCGAGACUUCGUUAUGCUAAUUUAGCAAUAGCACUUCGAGAUAAACGACGAUAUGAGGCAGAAUUAAAAAAAGAAAAUAAAACAGAAGAAUAUCGUGCAUUAGCACAACGAGAAAUUCGUUCAAUUGAAGCAGCUUUACCUAUUCUUAAAGAAGAAGAUGAAUAUAAAGCACAUCUUAAAACAGCUGAAGAUGCACAACAAGCUGCUACUAUUAAACGAAAGAAAUUAGAAGAAAGUUUAAAUAAAAAUUUACGAAAACAAGCAGAAAUCAAACAAUUAUUAAGUGAAAAUGCUGAAAAAUUACCUCAAAUUGAAACAAUUAUUGAAAGUUUACGUUUUGAACGUGAACAUUUAUUAUCAUCAUCUAAUUCAUCUUCCACAAAUGGAAAAAAAUGUCGUCGUCGUUUACAAUCUAAUCAACAAAAACUAACUGAUUCACCUACAACUGGUGUUCAAACACCUAUUCGAUCAUUUAUAUCUUUCGAAAACGAUUGUUUGAAACAUGAAAAACAGCAGUGCGAAGAUCAAUUAAAUAAAAUCAAUACGUUAAUAAAUUAUUUCCGUCAAAAAUUAUCUGAACAUGAUCUUAAUAAUGAUCAAACAUCUUUAACACCGUCAUCAGAAUUAACAUCACUUCUCUAUCAUCCAUUAACACCACAAGAAGAACAAACUAUACUUUCUUCAUAUAUGGAAGAUCGUGAUUCUGAAAAUACUCUAUUAUUAAAAACAUCUAAUAAUCAACCAACAACUGCUAUUGCUAUGAAAUUACCACGAAGUUUUCUUCCAUUAAAUUUAAAUUCUACAACAACUAAUGAAAUAAUUCAUUCACCAUAUUAUGAUGGAGAUGAAAUUGAAUAUAAAAAAGAAUUAUCAUCUGAUAUUGUUAAUAAAUAUGGUGGACAUCCAAAAAAGAAUAAACAACAAUCAUCAUCAUCAUCAUCAUCAAUUACUGGAAAAAAACAUCGGAAACAUAAAAAGAAUUUUUCAAUAACACAUAUUCCUCAAAUGAUUGCUUUGUAUAAUAAUGUUCGUAGUUCAACUGGUACUUCUGAUACAUUACCAUCAAUGCCAAUGUAUGAAUAUGAUUUAUCUCAUACGAUUCAAUCACUUGAACUUUUAAAACAAAGUCUUGAAUCAUAUUUAAUUGAAUUAAAAUAUCGUUAUCAGAAUAAUUUCAAAUCAUCAAAUGAUGAUGAACAACAAAGUAAAUCUGGAAUUGAAAUUGAUGAUGAUGAUAUUCGUGAUUCAGCUUUGGAUACAUUUUCUGAAACAUCAUCAUUAAUUGAACCAAUGAAUAUAUCUAAACAAUUAACAAAUCCUGAUCCUAACCUAAUGAAUAUUCUUGAAGUACGUUCAUCAACAUCAUCAGAUGAUAAAAAAACUAUUAAUUCAUCAUCAUCAUCACCAUCAUCGAAUCAUAGUGAUUCAAAAAAAGAUAAUCAAGAUUAUUUAAAUUCUACAUUAACAAAAAUUGAAGAAUUAAAUUCUCAUUUUGCACCAUUAUCAAUGGAAAAUAUUCAAAUUGAUCGUCAAAUAUCUGAUGAAGGCUAUCGUUCAGUUCGAAAUGAACAACAACAACAAGUAAUAGAAACAACUUCUAAUCAUAAUUCACCAGUAUUAACUAGAUCAGAAAACUAUGAUUCUACAGAAAAAGUUGAUCAAUGGUUAUCAACAACAUCACCAUUAACUUCAUCUGUGCCUAUGUCAAUAAGUUAUAAUACUAAUUUUCAAUCAACUCAUAUUGAUGAUGAAGGAUAA
This is a messenger RNA of Rotaria sp. Silwood2, 2034 nucleotides long. The record is from the annotation of a GenBank genome assembly. NCBI's taxonomy places the organism in Eukaryota, Metazoa, Rotifera, Eurotatoria, Philodinida, Philodinidae.